Papaver somniferum (opium poppy) is the source of this 317-nucleotide messenger RNA. RefSeq names its product probable histidine kinase 2. The transcript has 3 exons. Bases 6 to 257 code for a protein of 83 amino acids. Gene Ontology annotation, cellular component: nucleus. Gene Ontology annotation, biological process: phosphorelay signal transduction system. NCBI's taxonomy places the organism in Eukaryota, Viridiplantae, Streptophyta, Magnoliopsida, Ranunculales, Papaveraceae. The record is from RefSeq and is a predicted model, not a curated record.
UUUUCAUGGACUGUCAGAUGCCAAAUAUGAAUGGUUAUGAAGCUGCAAAACUAAUACGAAUGGAAGAGCGUGUUUACGAUAUUGAAACCCCCAUCAUAGCAUUAACAUCCAAUGACUCAAGUGAGGAUGAACCUGUAAUGGAUUUUCAUAUUACCAAACCACUAAACGAAGAAAAGUUGGUAGAGGCAUUUCGUUCCAUCGACGGCAAGACAAUGACAACGAGAGAAUGGAGCAAAAGCCGAGCUGGAUUCCGGUAAAACAAACAGUUCGAUACGUCCUCGUGCAUGCCUAGUGGUAAGUUUUUUUGUUAAAGGGAG